Sinocyclocheilus grahami is the source of this 1152-nucleotide messenger RNA. Its product is annotated as protein FAM89A-like. The coding region runs from base 168 to 518 and encodes 116 amino acids. The record is from RefSeq and is a predicted model, not a curated record. NCBI's taxonomy places the organism in Eukaryota, Metazoa, Chordata, Actinopteri, Cypriniformes, Cyprinidae. The transcript has a single exon.
GACAGGAAGAGCGAGUUGAGUUCCAGCCUCAGAUUAUAGUGUUGUUCGGAGCGGUGGCUGUUACAUGGGUUUUUCGACGUCAGGGUGUAAAGGUCUUUAAGAAAAUUAUCACAUGCCGUUACUGUACACUCGUCUGUAAGCAGCGCGUGCUAUUUGUGAAUGUUAGUAUGAAUGGUAAGGUUGGGAAUGGAGCAGCGGGCGGUGUGCUGGCCUGUAUUGAGGGUCUGCCGCCGCUGCCCAAGAGCCUGAGCGGACUGCUCAACUCCAGCGGCGGCUCGUGGAGAGAGAUGGAGAGGAUGUAUGUGAAGAAGACCAUGAUUCAGGACGACUUGAGCCGAGGAAGGAAUAACACGGACAAUCUGCUGGCGAAUAAACCAGCAAACCUGGAUGCCGCCCUGGCUUUGCUCAGAAAAGAGAUGGUAAGGGUACAGAAUAGCGAGCAACAGCUGUACUCCCGACUGCAGGCGUUCAUUUACCACAGUGCCUGUGUUUUACAGUCUAGUAACCUUCCUGCCUAGUCAACAUGCUUGGACAGCGUAGUCACGAAUAGAACGUUUUUGUAACGCGAAUCGAUUCGAAAGUUCGGAAGGAACAAGUAUUGAACGCGCCUGUGAUGCGCAGAUUAAUCGAUUCGAAUGUUCGCAACUCGUCUGUUGUUCGCUUCGAAUGAUUCGAAGGUGACCGUUAUCCUGGAAAAUGAUCGAUUUGGAUGUUUAGAACACGCAUGUGAUUCCCAACAAAAUGCUCUGAUUGCGCCCAAUUAAUUAAUUAGUUAAUUUUUUUGUUUCGUUUGAGCCGCAACAUUGUUCGAUUAACGCUAGAAUGUUUCGAUUGCGCCAGUGAUGAACAAAAAUGUCUGUGAUGCUCAAAAUGUCUGAUUCGGAUGUUUUGAAUGCACUUGUGAUGCCCAAAAUGUUAGAUUAUACUGUUACGAGCUAGUCUGUGGUGCCCAAACAUGUUCACUUGGGAUUGUUUUGAACGUGACUGUUAUUCUAAAUGUUUAAUUUGAAUGCUUUAAUACUCCCUUAAGUCCGCGAAUGAACAAUGUUCGGUUUGUCAUUUUUGUUCAGGCUCACCUGUGAUGAACAAUUAUGUUCAGUUUGCAAAUUCGUAACCUACCGGUGAUACAAAUUAUUAUUAUUAUUUGUUUUU